Molecule: messenger RNA, 913 nt
Organism: Cornus florida
Lineage: Eukaryota; Viridiplantae; Streptophyta; Magnoliopsida; Cornales; Cornaceae
Product: gamma-glutamyl peptidase 3-like
Exons: 4
Coding region: 1-756 (251 amino acids)
Cellular component (GO): cytosol
Source: RefSeq, a predicted model, not a curated record
AUGAAGGUUAAUCAAACAGCAGAGAAAAGGUAUGGGCUGUUACUAGCGGCAAAUGAUUCCGAGUACGUGAAGGAAACGUAUGGCGGCUACUUCAAUGUGUUUGUAGCAGCUUUUGGUGAAGAAGGAGAAAGAUGGGACUUGUUUAGGGUUGUUGAAGGAGAAUUUCCAGACAUGAAUGAUCUUCACAAUUAUGAUGGUUUCGUCAUCAGUGGAAGCCCUUUCGAUGCUUAUGGCAAUGAAGCCUGGAUUCUCAAACUUUGCUUUCUCUUGCAAACCCUAGACUCAAUGAACAAGAAACUUCUUGGAAUUUGCUUCGGUCACCAGGUUCUGUGCAGAGCAUUGGGUGGAAAAGUAGGAAAAUCUUAUAGUGGUUGGGAUCUUGGGCUAAGAAAAGUGAAGAUAAUGAAAGACGACUCCCCAUGCAGCUUUCUUGAUGGUUUGGAUGAAAAUCUACCGGCCCUUUCAAUCAUUGAGUGCCACCAAGACGAGGUGUGGCAAGUUCCUGUGGGUGCUAAAGUGAUGGCUUGUUCAGAGAAAACUGGUGUGGAGAUGUUCACAAUUGGAGAACACAUUUUAGGGAUUCAAGGCCAUCCGGAGUACACCAAAGACAUCCUUAACAAUAUCAUUCAGCGUCUUCUAAAUAACAACUCUAUAGAGAAAACUUUUGCGGAAGACGUGAAAUCAAAAAUACUGCUAGCUGAACCGGAUAGGAAGUGCUGGGGAAGGAUUUGCAAAAGUUUUCUCAACGCUAGAUAGGAACUAAAGACAACAUCACAUGAUCAUAUUUUCACAAGGGCCUGAUUUUUUUUUUUCAUCAUUUGUUCAAUUAAUUUGUAAUUACCAGUUACUAAUUAAUGUUUUAUAUUUAAACUAACCAAAUUUGGUUUAUUAGCAUAAAUAAGUUUGAUUGCAG